UGUGACGUCAGCGCUCAAUGCUUCUCCAAUGGGAUGUUUUUCACGGAGCAGUGCAGGCCUACAGUUUUAAAUGUAGGAAAAAAAUGACCCUAGGUGGAAGAAAAAAGUUGGCUGCGGGGAAUCUGGCUCAGCCACAAGACUGCCGAUGUUUACUUUGUGUCGAGCUGAAAAACAGACCAGACGUCCUUUCGUUUCUAGGGGAACAACGAUCUAAGUGAUGGGAAAAAUAGGAGGCAUUUAUUUUUCGUUCUGAAUAUUCUUGAUGCGAUAUUUUAAUCUUCAGAGACGAGCAAACUUAGGUGCUGCUGGUCAUGGGCAGCUUCAAGGGCCACGCUCUCCCAGGGAGCUUUUUCCUGUUAGCUGGGAUUUGGUGGACGGGAAAGUUCUCGCUCUGGCACGCCACCCGCAGGAACAAAAGCUUAGGCUCCACUCGGCUCGCCAGCAGAACCUCACAGCGACGACUGGAAAUCAUUGAAAGCUCUCUUAUUCUCUUCUUCUCCUUUGUUGGGAUGGCCGGUGAGCAGUUUGUAGCAAACGGGCCGAAGCUUCAUUUGUAUGACUUUGCAGAGAAACACUGGGAGCAGCUGCACAUCUGGCAGCAUACAACCAUGUACCUGUUCUUCGGUCUGGCUGCCAUUGUGUCUCUGAUUAUCCACACGACAGAGGGAGCACCGGUGGCACUGGACAGGUUGAUGCUGGGAAUAGCAUUCUUUAAUGAAGGAUUCCUCUUCCUCUACCACCUCCAUGGACGGACUAUGCUGGACGUCCAUGUGCAUCAGCUCCUUCUCUACGCUAUCUUCGGUGAGGGUCUUGUUUCUUUCCUUGAGGUCUUCCACAGAGGGAACAUCAUCCUGGAGCUUCUGCGCUGCAUCCUCACACUUCUACAGGGGAGCUGGUUCUGGGAGAUUGGUUUUGUGCUGUACCCUCCCAGUGGCCCCGAGUGGGACAUGAAAGACCACAACACCAUGAUGUUUAUUACUAUGUGCUAUUCCUGGCACCUCGCCUUUGCCAUGCUAGUCGUCGGAGUGCUGUACUGCACCGUCAACUGCAUUGUUCGCUCCAGACUGAAGAGGACUCCUCCGAUGGAAAUGGGACUUCUGAAGCCCAGGGAACGGGAUCUAGAGUCAGAGGAUGAGAUCUUAUGAGGAGGACUGUUGUGCACCUAAUGACUAAUGACUAUCUGAAAAAAAUCAGGGAUGUGAUGCUUUCUUCUGCAGCAGUAUGACUAGGAGUGCACACAGCCACACAAAAUAGGGAUAUAAGCAUGCUUCAGAAAUAUAUUACUACAUCUGCCUUAUUUAAUCAGCUUUAAACCUUCCAAGCCUUACUCGCCAUUUAUUUUGCAGUGACAUGACACUGUUCUGAUGUCUGGCAUAUUUUUAUUAUCUUUACACAUCAUCUGUGUCAAUAUGCCAAUAUGAUGAGAAAACAGUCAUCUUCGUUCCAGUUUAUACAGUAUUACCUGAAAAGCCUGCCUUACUGAUGUUGUGUCUUUUUCUUCUUGUAAGAAUCUAAAUCAUAUAAAUUAUGUGAUUCAAACCCAAAUUCCAAGCAGGUUUUUAUUUGCGAAUUGUGUAAAUGUUUAAUUUUGCUGUUUGAUAUGGUUCUACUUCAUGCUACACAACACAGAUUUUAAAGUUAUCCUAUAAAUCACCUUUUCAUAACUUGAAGUCAUUGAUGGUUCCUUGAUGUCACCCUGGACAACACUGGUUAAGUUGGUUGUUGUAGCAAAUUAUAAAUCAGUCACAUGGAACACAUUAAAACACAUUAAAAGCAGCUUGCUGAAGUUUAAAACGAGCAUCAGAAUUGAAACGAAAGGGGAUUUAAGUGACUUUGAACGUGUUAUAGUUGUUGGUGCCAGAGGAGCUGGUGUAGAUAUUUCAGAAACGGUUUAUCUGCGAGGAUUUUCACACACAACCCUCUGUUUAUGGUUUAAAGAGAAUGAUCCCAGGAAAAGAAAAUGUCCAGGGAGCAACAGAUGUGUGGAAAAAAAAUAACUUGUCGUUGUCAGAGGACCAUGGACAGAGUGGUUUAAGAUGAUAGAAAGGCAGCAGUAGCUCAAAUAACCACUUGUGACAGCCAAGGUACGCAGAAUGCCGUAAUGGGGCCCAUUCCUCUCAACUAAGAACAGGAAGGUAAAACUACAGUUUACACAGGCUCACCACAACUGUUACUGACCAUGUAAACCCCUUUGUGACCACAGUGUCCACAUCUUCUGAUGACUACUACCAGCAGGAUGAUGCCCCAUGUCAUAAAGCUAAGAUCAUCUGAAACUGGUUUCUUGAACAUAGAAAUUAGUCUACUGUACUCCAAAGGCCUUAACAGUCACCAGAUCUCAAUCUAAUAGAGCCCCUUUGGGAUGUGGUGGAGCCAGAAAUUAGAAGUACAGCUGGAAAAUCUGCAGCAACUGCAUGACACUCAUGUUUGUAUGGUACAAUAUCUCUGUUGAAUGCAAAAGGUCCAACCUAAUAUGAGCAAGGUGUCCCUAAUAAAUUGUCCAUUUUAUUCCGGUAUUCAAAACACCACAUUUUUGAUAACGAGACCAGAUUUUUACAAUAUUUUUGAGGAUACUAAAGACCCCCCAUUUCAGGUUACAUAUGAAAGAAUUCCUGAGACUCAAAUUGUGUUUUUACUAAUAUUUCCUUUGCAUGUCAAGUAUUAUAGAUUUGGAACUACAGACGAUCAAAUGUGGGCAAGAUUCCUUUAAACAACAGUGUACUAGCCCUUUAACUUAGUGCUGAAUAGAAAUCUAGGAAGACAUAGGCAAUAUUUUUUUUAUAAUGCUUAGACUUUUUUGAGUGCUUGUGUUUCCUUCUGAUGGAAUAGUGCUCUGGGCAGUGAGCCAUUUUGUCAUUAUCAAAAACCCCCACUGCUUGAAGUUACAUCAGUCAAGAGACUUCUAGCUUGUGUUAAACAUAUUACAUGUACAACCAAACUCAGUUACACAUGUCACUAUAUGUAAUUUACAAGACGUUCUUAGUUAAUGGGCUUUAUAAAAUCUGGCAUACAUAGAAACACCUGAGGUAAUUCCUCCUGGAGGCAGUGCUUCCUAGUUUUUCUGUAUGGUUAGGGUUAUUUAGUCAUCUCAGAGAAAAGUAAACCAAGAUUGAUGCAAAUACCAGAAAUGUGUAAUGUUGUUAUUGCUUCAAGUGACUUUGUUAACCAACAGGGGUACUAUAAUUAACCUGUUUCCUUAAAAUAAAAACAUCGUUGGAAUUUACUUGAA
Girardinichthys multiradiatus is the source of this 3226-nucleotide messenger RNA. It is a transcript of the gene tmem45a, whose product is annotated as transmembrane protein 45a. The record is from RefSeq and is a predicted model, not a curated record. Lineage: Eukaryota; Metazoa; Chordata; Actinopteri; Cyprinodontiformes; Goodeidae. Bases 312 to 1145 code for a protein of 277 amino acids. The transcript has 6 exons.